UUAUGAUACAACAGACAACAUGCCAAUUAACUCUCACUCAUUAUCUCACUACCCUUCAGUUCACCUUUUUCUUCCUUCUUAUUCACUUGUCAUGUCCCAUGUUGCAAUGCAAACCACACUAACACAUGCAAAUUUCUUCUCACUUAACUCACUACUCUAAAAUUUAUAACCUCUCUCUCAUUUUAUUUCUUUCUCUUCUUACAAUAUGAAGUCUUGUUAACAUACUGAUAUAGUAUAGUAGUGUGAGUGACUGAUACUUUAGUUUAACCAACUACACUGCUCAAUUCUUGGCUUUUGAAUGGGUUUAUCUUCUCUUCACGUCUGCAAUAUGGAUUCAUCUGCAGAUCACUGGUUGCAGGGCACAAUUCACGAUGAGUCAGGAAUGGAUUCAUCUUCACCAUUAUCUGGUGACAUGCUAACAUGUUCAAGACCAUCCUCCAUGAUAGACCAAAGGAGACUAAGACCACCACAUGACCUAUCUCUAAAAUGUCCAAGAUGUGAUUCAACUCACACCAAAUUCUGCUACUACAACAACUACAGUCUCUCUCAGCCAAGGUACUUCUGCAAGACUUGUAGAAGGUAUUGGACCAAAGGAGGAACCCUAAGAAACAUUCCUGUUGGUGGAGGUUGUAGAAAAAACAAGAAAGUUUCAUCCAAAAAACCUAAUGAUAUUCACCAUUUAGCUAAUAGUAAUAUUCAGAAUCAUCAAAACCAACCACAACAAGGACCUUCUUAUUCAUACCAUCAUCACAAUCACAACAACAACUCUAAAGAUCUUCAACUUUCUUUCCCUGAUGUGCAAUUCUCUCACCUUAGCAACUUACUUGGGAGUACUAAUUCAUCUGCAUUAGGAAACCCUAAUUUCAACGUUGGCAUGCUUGAGAACCCUAGACCUAUUGAUUUCAUGAUGGAGAGUAAACUAGAAGGCAUAAUUGGAAGUAGCUCUAGAAAUUUUGAUAACUUUUUUGGAAACAAUGAUCACAUGAGUAUGAAUAUGAAUGUUGGAGAUAUGAUGAAUGGUCAAAAUCAAAAUGUGCUUCAAUUGCAACAGAACUUUCAUUCUACAUUUGGUGGCAUGUCAUCAUUUGAUGGAAACAAUAACCAUGGAGCUUAUUUAAUGGAUUCUUGUCAAAGACUCAUGCUUCCAUAUGAUGCUAAUGAUGAGGAUCAUAAUGCUUCAAUGGAUGUGAAGCCAAACCCUAAAUUACUCUCACUUGAAUGGCAGCAAGAUCAAGGUUGCUCUGAUGCUGGAUAUGGAUCAUGGAGUGGCAUGAUGAACGGUUAUGGAUCUUCCACAACAAACCCUUUGAUCAACGGCUAAGAUUUCUCUUGGUAAAUGGUUAAUUUGAUCAAUGACCUAAUCAAUGACUCUAUAGUAUUAUAUAUACAUAAAGUUAUUGUAUGGGAGGGUUUAAUUAAUUAAUUAAUCAAUUAAUUGCAUGUCUUUUUUUUAUUAGUGUUUUUUUUAGCUGGUGGUAAUGGAUGGAGUGUGAAUGAGAAGGUUGAGAGUCCAAAUGUACUGCAUUGGUGUGUAAGCUUUUGGAUUAUAUAAAUAUGCAUGUGUGUCUUUGUGUGCGACACGUAAUGGAAGUUUUAGGAUUUAUAUUUGAUGUAACAUCGAGGAAGAUAUGGUAGUUCUUCUAUCCUAGUUAAAGAAAAUAUGUACUAGUGCUACUAUAUUAUUAUUAUUAUUAUAUUUAUGAAAAUCUUUUGUUCC
This is a messenger RNA of Lathyrus oleraceus (garden pea), 1717 nucleotides long. Its product is annotated as dof zinc finger protein DOF5.6. Gene Ontology annotation, biological process: regulation of DNA-templated transcription. Gene Ontology annotation, molecular function: DNA binding; DNA-binding transcription factor activity. The coding region runs from base 299 to 1321 and encodes 340 amino acids. The transcript has 2 exons. NCBI's taxonomy places the organism in Eukaryota, Viridiplantae, Streptophyta, Magnoliopsida, Fabales, Fabaceae. The record is from RefSeq and is a predicted model, not a curated record.